AUGGCGGCUUUCCUGCGAGGCAAGCAGACGGGCAUGCAAAAUGACUUGUCCGCGAGCAUCAGACCCGAGCUAUUCCUGCCUGACGACCAAGCCAGAUACGGGAUAAAUUCCCAAAUAAGCUGCUACGCAUACGAGCCCGUCCAGUCCCUCCUAGCCAUCGGAACCAGCGAGACCAAGUUCGGCCCCGGAAAGAUAUACGUCUUUGGCCAGCGCCGUGUCCAAAAGAUCCUCCAGCCUCCCCGAAACACUUCCUUCCGCAUCCUACAGUUCUGCGCGAACCGCCUCGUCAGUGUCGAUGCCAAAAAUGAGCUGGGAGUCUGGGAUCUCGAUACGGGCGACCGAGUUGCCGCCAUGGUUGUCGCUGGUCAGGUCGCCUGUCUCCUGACAGAUCCCAUGCUGGAUUGGGCCUUUAUUGGCUUGCAGAAUGGCGACGUAAUGGCCUUUGACCUUGAUCGAGGAAGCUUAGCUCGAUCUUUCCGCCUGCCCAAUUUCUGGAAGGAGAAGGACCCCAGCGCAAAGAUCUCCAACCUUGUGUCCAUGUCGCUUCACCCUCGAGACGUCGGGAAGCUGCUGUUGGCCUACACCAACGGAGCCGUCUCCUACUCGUUCAAGCAGAACCGAGCUGUGCAAUUCUACGAAUACGUCCUCCCAGCGGGUGCUCCGGGAGGCAACGGCGUGGCUGCCGACACAGUCCGAAAGCCAAGAGUCACACACGCCUUGUGGCAUCCCUCAGGAACCUUCAUUUUGACCGCUCAUGAAGAUGGAAGUCUGGUUUUCUGGGAUCCCAAGGAGGAAAAGGUCAUUAUGGCCAGGACACUUACUGAGUUCAAUGUCAACCAGCCAUCACCCGAUGUGUCUCCGUCCUUGAACGAGCCCAUCAUCAAGAUUGCCUGGUGCUGCAAGGAGAACUGUGACGACAGUGGUCUGCUGAUCGCGGGUGGACAAAAGCCCGACGCAUCGCCCAAAGGCCUGACCUUUAUUGAUCUUGGACAGACGCCGGUUUAUGCCACCUCAACAUGGCAAGUUCUUGCAAACUACACUCGAGGAAAGCGGCAAACUCCCCUUCCCCUCCCCGCUGGCGCCCAGGCUGUCGAUUUCCUCCUCAUCCCUCGCUUCUCGCCCCAUUUUGCCGGUGCCCAGGAUCCUAUCGCCGUCAUCACCCUCUUGUCGUCUGGUGAGCUCAUCACAAUGAGCUUUCCCUCUGGAUACCCAAUCAGUCCUACCAAUCAACUUCACCCCUCUGUCUCUUUUGUUCAUCCAUUCGUCACAAAGGUCAAUGUGUCAUGUCUAGAAAGACCUAGAUGGUUGUCCAUGUUUGAGAAGCGUAACCAAGGAGAGCUGCUGGUGAAGGGAGGCGCUGAAGCCCAAAGACCUCGAAAGAGAUACGAAGAGCGCACCAUCAUCCAAGCUGCUCAUGCCGAUAGCACCAUCAGAAUAUGGGACUCUGGUCAUGCCGACGACAUCGAGAACGGGACUCAACUUCAGGUGGAUGUGGCUCGAGCACUCGACCGAUUUGAUGAUAUCGACAUCACAUGCAUGAGCAUGGCACCCAGCACAGGAGAGUUUGUAGUAGGAACACGAACAGGCGAGGCCAUCAUCUUCCGCUGGGGCGGCAACCGCUUCUUCGGCCAAGACAAGCCGCCACAACUUGACCCAAACCCGAAGGGUCUUACUGAUAUCAGUUUGAGGGCUGAACCGGGUCUCAAGGAAGGUCUUCAGCCAGCCAUUCUAUACGAAAUGGUGUCAGGACCCAUCACGGCUGUGCAAGUGUCCAACGUCGGCUUCGUGGCCGUGGGUUCAGAAUUGGGAUUUCUGACAAUCAUCGACCUCAGAGGACCUGCCAUCAUUUUCCAGGCUCCCAUGACUGACUUUGCAAAGCAAGACAAGCGCUCUACCUUCUUGAAGGGUCAUCACCACUCAGCCUCGGAGCCACAAAAGGAGUGGCCUGUCGUGAUCGAGUUUGGCGUCAUGACUUUAGAUGAGGACAAAUAUUCAAGUAUUUGCUGCUUUGUGGGAACAAAUCUGGGCAAGGUCGUCACCUUCAAGCUGCUCCCGGGUCAGGAUGGAACGUAUACUGCUCAGCCAGCGGGCGUCGUCUCCUUUGACGGCAAGAUCAUUUCACUCAGUCCCAUCGAGGCUGAUACUGGAAAGCCAGCCUUUGCUACUGGACCAAUAGUCGCAGGCCUCAGAGAAGGACGCCAAGUCAAUGGCGUGGUGGUAGCAGUUACACAAACCGAGAUUCGCAUCUUCAGACCAGCCAACUCCAAGGGCGCAUCCAAGGAGUUCGACAACAUCCUAUGCGACGCGGCCUGCGUAGCGGAGCUUGAGUUGCAAGGUUUUGCCGUUGUAGGCGUGUUCGGAGACAGAACAGCAAGGGCAUUCUCUAUACCCGGUCUGAAAGAGAUAGGUAAAGCAGACCUGCCCAUGAUGGACGUAAGCCGGAGCACAGCCUCGAUCGUGACCCAGACGGGAGACAUCUUUGCCUGGUCAGGGCCUAGCGAAUUGGCUGUCAUUCACGUCUGGGGCACAGGCAAGGGACCCCAACAGUCGCCCGAUACCAUGAUCAACCCAAAGCUGGAAUGUCCUCCUCGGCCGACCAUCUCCAACCUCCAGUGGAUCUCGGGAACACAAUACAUUUCUCCGACAGACCUGGAUCUACUCGUUGGUGGUCCUGAUCGACCACCAAGCCAGCGGAUGCUAGAUGCAGCUGCCGCUGAGCAACGUGCCGCUAGAACCGGCGAGCCCUUGGCAUCAGGCUCAAAUACCCAAGAAGGGUGGGGAGACUACCUGACAAGGCAGCUGAAUGAGAGGACGGAGAAGCUCAACAUGAUGGGUGACAAUAUGGAGAAUCUUCAGGAACAGAGCGCGGGAUGGGCAAAUGACGUGAACAAGUUUAUCAGCAAGCAAAAGAGGAACGUGGUACUGGGAGGGCUCAAGGGCAAAUUUUUCUAA
Fusarium falciforme is the source of this 2952-nucleotide messenger RNA. Its product is annotated as Lgl-C domain-containing protein. Gene Ontology annotation, cellular component: plasma membrane; cytoplasm. Gene Ontology annotation, biological process: regulation of protein secretion; establishment of cell polarity; regulation of exocytosis. Bases 1 to 2952 code for a protein of 983 amino acids. NCBI's taxonomy places the organism in Eukaryota, Fungi, Ascomycota, Sordariomycetes, Hypocreales, Nectriaceae. The transcript is spliced from 3 exons. The record is from RefSeq and is a predicted model, not a curated record. Gene Ontology annotation, molecular function: myosin II binding; syntaxin binding; GTPase activator activity.